Rotaria socialis is the source of this 1497-nucleotide messenger RNA. The record is from the annotation of a GenBank genome assembly. Lineage: Eukaryota; Metazoa; Rotifera; Eurotatoria; Philodinida; Philodinidae.
AUGCGCAAGAAGCAGUUAAUGAUUUUCGAAGAUUUGACUAUAUUCGAACAACGAAUUUUAUGCCAUUCGUUACCAAAAACAUUUGAUGACAUUUCAAUCGCUACAUAUCAAAAUUUAUUUGGAAACGAAGCUAACAAAAUUAUGCAAGAAUUGAAACGUCGAAAACUUAAUGAUCAGCUGAAAAAUUAUGAAUUGAAACUUCAAAAUUACGAAAAUUUGUAUCAAACAGAAAUCAAUAUAUUUGAAUCUAAACUCAUACAAACAAGCGUAAACCAUCAACAUAUUCAAGCAGAUAUAUUGAUGACUUUAUUGAAAUGCUAUUUGAGUCAUUACACCAAUCGAUUAAUACGUCAAAUUCGUUACAAAGAAGCAUGUGUCCAUGUAAAAUUGGUACGUCAGCAACGUCGUCAUUUAUUAUCGAAACAGCAAAUAGUCGAUGUUUAUCCACAAAUCAUUGCCGAUGUUCCUAAAAUAUCAUUGAAUCGAAUUCAAUUAGACUACCUUUCCAAAAGUGGGCCUAAUUAUAUCAGAUCAAAUCAAAGUUCGCUUCAUUCUUAUAAACAUCAAGAAAAACAUGUACAACAAGAACAUAAGAACAUUAUGAAUGUGAUAACUCGUUAUCUUAUCUGUGAGCAUCAUAUUCCACUAACAGCAACGAUUAUCAGAGAAUUUUCUCAACAAUUGGAAGCAAGUCUACAUCAACAAUAUAUGAUUCCAUUAUCUUAUCUAAACAUAUCUCGAACACGAAAAGAAUUAAAACUAAUGAAGUCGAUUCAACAUAGACUAAAGAAAGGAAACUAUAAUCUUCGUGUGACAGAUAAAAGUGGAGUUUUUCAUAUUGGCAAUUCAGUUGAUUAUGAAAAGAAAGCAGAAGCUUAUCGACAAAAAACUGGCACUUAUAUUGAAUUAGAUUCUAAUCCGUUAUGGAGUGUAUUUGAUAAAGUUAUUUUUUUCCUCAAUCAUCUUCGUUCAAAAAAAUAUAUUCUGUCAUGGCAACUAGAUAAAAUGAUGCCGAAGCGAGAAAAAAUUCAGUUAGCUUAUUUAUAUUUCAUUCCAAAAUCUCACAAGGCAGGAACACCAUUGAGGCCUAUUGUAUCAUCAAUGAAUAUGCCAACGACGGGAAUUUCAAAAAGCGUANGAACACCAUUGAGGCCUAUUGUAUCAUCAAUGAAUAUGCCAACGACAGGAAUUUCAAAGUUUCUGGAUAAAAUAAUCCGUCCAAUAUUUGAUAAGCAUGCACGUUCAACCACAAUUAUUGAUGGAGUUGAUUUGAUUCAUCGUUUAGAAGCAUACACAACAAAUGGGUAUCUCAAACCUAAAACUUAUUUGUGCACGUUUGAUAUUACAGAUUUAUAUACGAUGUUACCACAAGAACAAUCACUUGAUAUUCUAAUUGAAUUUCUCGCUCAACAUGGCUAUCAAAAAGUUCAAAAUAUUCCAAUCGACAUUAUUCGAAAGUUAGCUAUUAUCGUCAUUAAGGAAAACGUUUUUGUUUAA